This is a messenger RNA of Camellia sinensis, 1116 nucleotides long. The record is from RefSeq and is a predicted model, not a curated record. Lineage: Eukaryota; Viridiplantae; Streptophyta; Magnoliopsida; Ericales; Theaceae.
AUGAUUGCUUCAACUACUGCCUUGAUUGAAGAUCCCCUUCAUGAGACAGCCGCCAAGGCCGUGGAACAAAAACAUUCCAAAGCCGUAGUCGUCUUUGAAAGGGCUGAGAAAAGACGGCAGCAACAAAUUUUAAGAGAGAGAGCUGCUGCUGUUGAUGCAUUGCAAAGGGAACUAGCCAGAAAACAACGGACUGCUGGACACUAUUCUCUCCGCAGUUCUCCCAUCAGUACCAGUGCCUCUGGAACAACGACAACUACUGCACUCACCUUUCCAAUGAGGCCUUCCUCAAUUUCGGUUGAGGUUGAUCAAAUGCAGAAUGUCAGGGUUGUUCGAAUCGUACUUCCACUUCCAAAGCCUAUAUUUGACGUACCUUCUUUAAGUCCGAGUAUUCCUGCAUCUCUUCUUCUUGGAUUAAAGCCAUACCUCCCCUUUUUGGCUCGUGACCUACCUCAGUCUACUUUUCCUUCGAGCCUUGCUCUUUUUCCGUCCUUUACAGAAACUCCAACUGCUGCUCAAUUCCCAGGGGCAGUUGAUUCUUCCACAGAGGACAUUGGUAGCUCUUCAAUUCAUGGCUCAUCACCAAUGCCCACUUCCAGCCCCUCUUCACUUGAUUUGCUGGUGGCCAAGACCAUAGAGGCUGCCAAAGAUGCUCCAUCCGUUUCUCCCAUCCCCAUGCAGCCCUUUGUGUCUUCCACCACAACACUCUCUAUGCCCUUCAUGUCAAGGGACGAGGUAGACAUCUUCGAAGGAAGACUAGCUAGUCUCUUUGACAUACCUUCUACCUCUCCCACCUCUACUGCUGAAGCUGAACCAUUAGCCUUGGCUGACUCCCUACUGGAAAUCUUCAAGAGUUCUCCUUCCUCCAGCAACAAGCCUUUUGCACCUUCAGUAGAUUUAGACACAUGCUUGCAACUGUUGACUUCUUUUUCAAGGAUCCCCUUCGAGGCUCUACAAAGGCCUAUCAUCAGGAAUGGGUUCCUUCAAUGCUGUAACAUUGCUGAGCAGUCUGCCAUGAGUGUCUCAAGUCAUCUAUCUCAGGCUGCAGCUACUAUUGAUUUCUACAUCAACAUUUGUCAUGCUGCCAAGGCUGCAGAGGAGCAACUAGUGAGAGAUUAG